Archocentrus centrarchus (flier cichlid) is the source of this 3579-nucleotide messenger RNA. It is a transcript of the gene hk2, whose product is annotated as hexokinase 2. Gene Ontology annotation, biological process: glycolytic process; carbohydrate phosphorylation; glucose metabolic process. The record is from RefSeq and is a predicted model, not a curated record. The transcript has 19 exons. Bases 1 to 2814 code for a protein of 937 amino acids. Gene Ontology annotation, molecular function: D-glucose binding; ATP binding; glucokinase activity. NCBI's taxonomy places the organism in Eukaryota, Metazoa, Chordata, Actinopteri, Cichliformes, Cichlidae. Gene Ontology annotation, cellular component: mitochondrion; cytosol.
AUGUCAACCUCAAACCCGCUGGCUCCUUACAGCACCGGGCUCCAUGAUGACCAAGCAGAUAAAGUGGGCAAAUACCUCCACCGCCUCCAGCUGUCAGAUCAGAGUUUGAUGGACGUGUCCAUGCGAUUCCGUCGAGAGAUGGAUAAAGGCCUGUGCAGAGACACCAACCCCACAGCUGCUGUCAAGAUGCUGCCCACGUUUGUGCGCUCCACUCCUGAUGGAACAGAACAAGGAGAAUUCCUGGCCCUCGACCUUGGUGGAUCUAAUUUCCGAGUGCUUCUGGUCAAAGUUAUGGGUAAUGGAAAGCAAAAAGUGGAGAUGGAAAGUCAGAUUUACGACAUCCCUGAACACGUAAUGAGAGGCAGCGGGUCUGAGUUUUUUGACCACAUAGCUGACUGUCUGGCUAAUUAUCUGGAGAAGAUGGGCAUCAAAGAUAAAAAGCUUCCUCUGGGUUUCACCUUCUCUUUUCCCUGCCAGCAGACCAAGUUGGAUGAGAUAACUCCACCUCAGCCUAAUUUGCAACCCUCAGUCAGCUUGAACCUACAGGCUGUUUUAUUGUCUUGGACCAAAGGCUUCAGGUCAAGUGGAGUGGAAGGAAAGGAUGUGGUCAGCCUUCUGAGGAAAUCCAUCAAGAAAAGAGGGGACUUUGACAUUGACAUUGUGGCAGUAGUCAAUGACACAGUGGGAACCAUGAUGACCUGUGGCUUUGAUGACCGUCACUGUGAAGUUGGCCUCAUUGUUGGAACGGGGACCAACGCCUGCUACAUGGAGCAGAUGAGGAACAUUGAUCUCCUGGAUGGUGAUGAGGGGCGGAUGUGCGUUAAUACUGAGUGGGGCGCUUUUGGGGAUGACGGGGCCCUCGAGGACCUACGCACUGACAUUGACCAAGAAUUAGACGCAGGCUCGUUGAACCCUGGCAAGCAGCUGUUUGAGAAGAUGAUCAGUGGGAUGUACAUGGGCGAACUGGUACGUCUCAUCUUGGUAAAGAUGGCCAGAUCACAGCUGCUGUUCCAGGGCAAGACUACAUCAGAACUUCUCACAACUGGACACUUCAGUACCAGCUACAUCUAUGCAAUUGAGAAUGACAAAGAUGAGGAAGGCAUUGCUGUUGCUGAGAAGGUGCUUCGUGACCUGGGUUUGGACCCAUCGAUUGAGGACUGCAAAGCAACUCGGAGGGUGUGCCAGAUUGUAUCCACACGGGCCGCACACUUGUGCGCUUCCACUUUAGCAGCAGUCCUGCGACAGAUCCGGGAUAACAAAGCUGCUGAAAAGUUGCGUAUCACUAUUGGAGUGGAUGGCUCCGUUUACAAGAAUCACCCGGAGUUUUCCAGGAGGCUCAACAAAAUGGUGCGUCGACUUGUACCCGACUGCGAUGUGCGUUUUUUACAGUCGCAGGAUGGUAGUGGGAAAGGCGCGGCUAUGGUAACUGCGGUGGCCUUCCGACUUGCUAACCAAAAUGUUGAGCGUCAGCGUAUCCUCGACACCCUGCGCUUGAGUCGCGAACAGCUGCUGGAAGUAAAGAGGCGGUUGAAUGAGGAGAUGACGCGAGGCCUGUCAAAGCAGACUCACGAGCAGGCCAGCAUCAAGAUGCUUCCCACCUACGUCCGAUCCACUCCAGACGGAACAGAGCGUGGCAACUUCUUGGCUUUGGACCUUGGAGGCUCCAGUUUUCGAGUGCUUCUGGUGCGAGUGCGAAGUGAAAAAAGGCGAAGCGUGGAUAUGCAGCAAAAGAUCUACAGUAUUCCACAGGAAAUCAUGCAAGGCACUGGGGAAGAGCUAUUCAACCAUAUUGUGGACUGCAUAGCUGACUUUCUGGAGUACAUGGGCAUGAGAGGAGCGUCUUUACCUCUGGGAUUUACAUUCUCUUUCCCCUGCGAUCAAACCAAACUUGAUGAGGGCAUACUUCUGAAGUGGACAAAGGGUUUUAAAGCCAGUGGCUGUGAGGGACGAGAUGUUGUUACAUUACUUAAAGAAGCCGUCCGCCGCAGACAGGAAUUUGACUUGAACUUUGUGGCAGUAGUUAAUGACACAGUGGGAACCAUGAUGACUUGUGCCUAUGAGGACCCCAAAUGUGAGGUGGGACUCAUCGUUGGCACAGGGACCAAUGCCUGCUACAUGGAGGAAAUGCAUAACAUCGAACUGGUGGAGGGCAAUAGUGGCCGCAUGUGUGUCAACGUGGAGUGGGGAGCAUUUGGAGAAAAUGGUGAACUAGACGACUUUUGCACAGAGUUUGAUCACCUCGUCGAUGCCUGCUCAAACUACCCUGGGAAACAGAGGUAUGAGAAGAUGAUCAGUGGGAUGUACCUGGGGGAGGUCGUGCGGAACGUGUUGCUGGAUUUUACUGAUAAGGGCCUGCUGUUCAGGGGCAAAGUGUCAGAACGACUCAAGACGCGGGGCAUCUUUGAGACAAAGUUCUUGUCACAGAUUGAAAGUGACCGUCUUGCCAUGCGACAGGUGCGCUCAAUCCUGCAGCACCUGGGCCUCACUGGCUCCACGUGCGACGACAGCGUGCUGGUGAAGGAGGUGUGCAGUGUGGUUGCCCGCCGUGCCGCCCAGCUCUGCGGCGCUGGUUUAGCUGCUGUCGUCGACAAAAUACGACAGAAUCGCAACCUGAAUCAACUCUCCGUCACCGUGGGAGUGGAUGGCACCCUUUAUAAAACACAUCCUCAUUUCUCCACCAUCAUGCAAGAAACACUGCAGGAUUUGGCGCCGCAGUGUCAGGUGACGUUCCUCAAGUCAGAGGAUGGAAGUGGAAAGGGAGCGGCACUGAUCACCGCAGUCGCCUAUAGGGUCCAAAAUGAAGAACAGCAGUAAAUCCUGAAGACAGACGGCAGCAGGGGAGCGCUGCUGUGACAGAUUUUUCUGUUGUGAAUCAGCACGAAUGGUUAUAUAUAUAUAUUUUAAUGUUUUUCGGUCUUGUGUGUUCAUGUAUGUAAAUGUGUUUUAAGAUUUGUGGCUGACAUUGUGGAGGAGGAGGUCGGUAAAUGAAGUUCAGACAGCGUGUUACACCUCCUGUGAAAUGUGACUGUUACAAGCUGUUGAGCUUGUUUUGCAUACACUCCAUCUUUGGCUUUAACAUUGAACAUCCCAGGUUUGCACCCAGCUUACUGUGUAAAGUUUGUACUGACAAAAAAAAAAAGGUAACACAAAAAAGUUUUCUAUACAGCACUUUUGAGAUCACGUGUCACAAAGUGUCUCCCCCACAUAUACUGUAAAUUUCAGUAGGCUGGGAUGAUUUAUUUGGAUAUUGCUGAGCAUAUGACAGGUUACCCAAGUUAUGACUUCUGUGUUAUGAAAAUAAGAAUAAAAUGCUACUUAAAAGAUAACCAAACACAUUUAUAUAAAUGAACUGUUCUGUUCUGCUGGACACAACUAACACAAAAUCUUAUUCAUACUGUUUUUGUGGUUCUUGCAGAGGUCUCAUGAUUACCAUCAGAUUAUUCUGAUGCUGUGGAAAAAACACCAACAUUAAAUGUUUUCUCUGCACCCAACCCAGGCACCCUUACUAAAUAAAAUAAAAUACUAAAGAAGCCCUGAUGGUCAGAAAGUAAAGAAUAAAAAACUAAUAAUUGGAAUCUA